This is a messenger RNA of Mytilus trossulus (common blue mussel), 1192 nucleotides long. RefSeq lists its product as uncharacterized. Lineage: Eukaryota; Metazoa; Mollusca; Bivalvia; Mytilida; Mytilidae. The coding region runs from base 1 to 678 and encodes 225 amino acids. The record is from RefSeq and is a predicted model, not a curated record. The transcript is spliced from 3 exons.
AUGAGUUUAGUUGUAGGCUUGGUUCUUGGUGGUUUAUUACUAGCAUGUGUUAUUAUUGUGAUUGUUGUUCUCAUUAUACGGCAUUCAUUCAAGUCUAAACCAAGAGAAACCAGAAGAAAGAAUUCCAGAGAGUAUGACUAUAUUGGAAGUCACGAUUUAGCUUUUCCACUAACCGCUAAUCAUUCCAAUCAAAUACAAAAUAAUGUCAAAAAAAGCAGUACUACAUAUGCAGUGCGUCGGGAUACAACUUUACCGGACAAUUCAACUCUAAGCGACCACAAUUACUCGAUUGUGGAUCAGACAGCUGAAGCAUUAUUAAAUGAGACUAGAGACGGUGGUACUGGAACAACAGACAGUUAUAUGAUAUUAGACCCCUAUGCCACAGGUUACAAUAGAAAAACUUUGCCUACAUGUACCACGCGUUCAGAUUAUGAAUUUGCAAAGCCUGAGAACAAUAUUGACGAUGAAAGUAAAUUUGCUUUACCUGAGGAAAGAGAUUACGACCAUGCGGGAAAUAAUCGUCUCAAAGAGUUAGAGUUUAACAUUUAUAGCCAUGCCGUGGAUAAUAUUUACGACACCGGAAGUCACAAAAGAAAGGAAGAAGGAAGGGAAAAUACAUAUGAUCAUUUCUUCGGACAAAAAACAGCAGAUGAGAAUGAUAAUUCAACAACGACAUGAACACAUGUACAAAGGUUAUCAAAGUACCUCGAAAAUCAACUUUAAAAUGUAAUGCUGGUAGUAGAUCCAACUAUUUACCUGCUCCUCAACUCAGGCUUGAAUCGAUACUUGUUUUUCCCUUAUCUAACAACAACUGAUAAAAUAGUCCGCUUUCGUUUCGGGAGGUGCUACAUCUUUUGUUAGUAUUAAACAAGGGCACACAAUCCAUGAAAUAAUAUAAAAUGUAUAUGAAUCAACAUCAGCAAGAUUCUAUAAUUAGAGAAAGAUACAGGUAUCAUAUUCAAACCGCAUUUUCUGUAAAUCAUUUAAUACAACCUACAUUUUUGGAUUAAUACUGAAUGUAUUCUUAAUAAACCUUUUCAAUAUCUCUCGACACCGACUAAUGACACCUACAGUUUACAGGUAAAAUGGAUGGGUCGUCUCAAAGACAAAAAUACAUCCCGAUUCUCAUUGCGUAACAUAUUGGAUUGGCGGUUAUUUACUGAGUUAACUAUAUAUAGCUUCAGAAUAUAUC